ACGAGCAUUGUUUCUGAACUCAAUUCAAGUAUAACAAAGAAUAUUAUUUUAUAAAAAAAAAAUGAUUCGUAAAAUUUGCAUUAUUGUAGGAUUGUUGGUGGCUUGCUAUGGUCAGGACAUAGCAAUAGCAUCAACUGCUGAAAAUCCACCUCCACCACCUCAACUACCUCCUCUGCCUUCAUUAACAAAUGGCAACAUCACUGAAGUUGAAGCGAAGAAUUUUACAAGACCUGACGGUUUCCAUGGUGGACCACAUGGCAAUCAUACUGGCAUAGGACCAAAUCAUAAUCACACUGACAUGGGACCACCAAAAAAUUCAUCAAACCUUAAUCGUCCAUUUCUACCACCACCAAAUGGCCCAUUACCAAAUUCUGACAUUCAAAGACCUCCACUUGGCAAUGGAUAUGAAGAUUCAGGUAAAAAAUCAAGUAAAGUUCCAAAAUCAUCAAAGGCAUCUAAAGCAUCAAAAAGACCUAAAUCUUCGAAAGGAUCCAAAUCAUCAAAGAGAACUACUAAACCUGGCAAAAAAGAAAAAGCUGGUAAGAAAGAUCCAACAACAGCUGUUGCUUCUUAAAAUUGAAUGAUUUUUUGAAAUAAUCAUGAUUGAUUUGCUGUGGAGUUUUUGUGAAUGUUUUUGGGGUUGUCAACUAAGGGUUUUUGUUUGAAUUCAGCUCAAUGAUAUAGUUGGAGCACCCAACUAAUUGCUAUAUCACUAAAAACUUAGUCCCAAAACUUUAAUUCAAUACAAUUUAUUUUAACAAUUCAAAAUCUACAUCAAAAGCUCUAUACCUAGUCUAAAGUCGAUGAUCUCAUACCUGACUAAAAUAUGAUCUUUAAAAAUAUCCCACAAUUGUGCUUCUAUAGCCAGCAACACUGAAUUCAAACAAAACUUCUCAGAACAAAAAAUCAACGACCUGCUCAAUCACUCGUCGCAAUCAAUCAAUCAUGAUUAACUUGAUAUAUCUCUCGAUAACGACUUGGCAUGAUCAACCGGAAAAUACGUGCUCUUUACUUAUUUUUAUGAUACUUUAUUAUGUUCACAAAUUG
Messenger RNA from Chironomus riparius, 1047 nucleotides. The record is from the annotation of a GenBank genome assembly. Lineage: Eukaryota; Metazoa; Arthropoda; Insecta; Diptera; Chironomidae.